Messenger RNA from Pelagomonas calceolata, 1588 nucleotides. Lineage: Eukaryota; Pelagophyceae; Pelagomonadales; Pelagomonadaceae. The record is from the annotation of a GenBank genome assembly.
GUUACAGCGCUGCUCUCCGAGGAGAGGCUGCCCGACGCCGCCGCCGCGGCUGCCCGCCGGACGACGCGACCGUUCGGGUGGAGCCAUGGGCGCCAAGUGCUCGAAGAAGCGGGAGCCGCCCUCCGCCGCCUACGAGCAGCGCUAUGACCAGGAGCUUGCACGCCUCCAGGCGGAGCGCAAGGCCAAGAGGUGGGCCAGGUACUGCUGCCCCUGCUGCUGCAACUGCUGUUGCUCAUCUUGUGACAAGCGCGCAGCGACGAAGGUCGCCGUCGAGCAGACGGAGACCGCGGCAAGAGCGAAGGAGGCGAUCCAGAAGUCCCUGGGCAAGAAGCGCCUGAGCGCCGUCGCGGCCUUCACGAAGAACCCGACCUUUAAUUCGAGAGGGAGUCUCGACGAAGCUGCUCUGGAGGAGCAACGUAGGUUGGAGGCCAAGAACAAAUUUAUAUCUCACGGGCGAAAGGGCAAAGUCACGAAUGGUCUCCACGUCGAAUUCAGCGCGGAUUUCAAGCCCCACGUGUCCGUUGGAAGGGCCCACGUCUCGACGCGGUCCGUGUCGGAAGAUGGUAGAAGGGACUGCUGGCGGUUCCUCGAGCCGGGCGUGGCGUGUCUGCGCGUCGAGGUCGUGCUGACACCAUCCACGGGCUUGGAGCUAAGAAUAGAAGAGUCGUGCUCGCCCGACGCUUUUGAUUGGACGCAGUGCGGUGUCGACGUGGUGUUCGACGGCACGAAGCUCUGUCUACAAAGGCGGCCAGCGUCGUAUGACAUGAGAUGGUGGACCUGUCCCCUGGAGAACGUGACGGGCCAGGCCCAGACGCUGCAAAUCACAUUAUGUGAGGAUUCGGCGCCCUGGAACUACUUACUGCAGUCGAUCGUCAUCGCCAGACCAGAAAAACCAAAACCGAUCCUACCAUCAACGGCAGACGUCGAGGAAACCCUCGCAACGUACAUGAAGGCGCCGAACCCCGCCCCGACGGACAUCGAAUCCAUACUAGACGGCGUGCCCAAGCCGCAAGUCGUGGAGCCCGUCGGCGUCGAGGAAAAGCGCAUCGCCGCGAAGAAACAAAAAGAAGAAGAAAGAAAACGGAAAAAAGCGAAGCUCGCCGCCAUGAAACGGAAAGAGAAACAACUGAGCGGCGAGCUGCCGCCGCCGUCCGCCGAGGAAUUGGAGAAGGAGCGCAAGCUGCGGGAGGCGCAGCUCGCGACGGCGCGGGAACGCGCGCAUGCUCACGCGCUUAAGGAAUAUAAAGAUGAAUUUGAGCGGGAGCUCGAAGCGAGGAAGAAGCGCGCCGACGAGGAGUUGGCGACGACGCCGCACAUGGUCGAGUUGGCUCAAAUGCGGAAGAAAUAUGGUUCUAUUGAUGAUGCUGUUGCUAGAAUAGAAGCGGGCGAGUCGCCGGUCGAUCCGCGCUUCCGGGAGACGCGGGCCCAGCGGAAGGCUAGGGAGGACGCCGAGAGGGAGCGCAAGAAGAAUUUACCCGACCCGUUCCGCGAGUUUGUCGAGGAGGGCGACCCGUACUACGAGUACCUCGCCCGCGAGGAGAAGUACCGACAGCAGGGGAAGCGCCCCGGGGACGUCCUGGACUAAGUG